This is a messenger RNA of Aphanomyces invadans, 1578 nucleotides long. RefSeq lists its product as hypothetical. Lineage: Eukaryota; Oomycota; Saprolegniomycetes; Saprolegniales; Verrucalvaceae. The transcript has 4 exons. The record is from RefSeq and is a predicted model, not a curated record. Bases 9 to 1142 code for a protein of 377 amino acids.
GGGUUGUCAUGGAAGCGAUGUCGGACAAGGCGAUGAAUGUCACGGCGGACAAGGUGCUCGCGCGGAAGGCGAGGAAGCGGGCAUAUCUCCGUCAAUUCAUGCAGGGCUACCGAGUCAAGGUGAAGGAUGCGACCCUCAUGUUGAAAGCUCAAGUGCGAGACCUUGAAGCUGAGUGCGCUCGAAGGUCAUUCAUGACGAUGCUGCCUUGGCAUGAGAUUGCCGACGCUCUCCAGACAGAACAAGAAAUCUCCGAGACAGAAAUGCGGGAGCUUCGACGGAAACUUCGGUCUAUCGAGGUGCUGUCGUCCACAAUGCAACACUGGGUUCUUACUCAAUUGAACUCCAUACCUAGGGCACCGAAUGAAAAUGCCGCGAGCAAGUCGUGGCGCAAUGUCACGCUUCUGAAAGACCCCAUGUCUCGGCAACUCGGGAAAGAUUGGAUUCUCCAGCAAAUGUACCAUAAUACCGAUCGCAUGUUCGCGUCGCAUGGGUUUCCCGCCAUUGCGUCUAUGCAGUCCAUCUAUGAGGUCGACGUCCAAACGGAGCACGUGGGCGACUCCGAUUGCAUGUACUACCACGCUAAGCGGCAAAUGGAAUCGCCUCCUCCAGACGCCAUCAUGCGGUACAUGUACCGCAACAAGUUGUGCUCAAUCAUCAUGGCAGACGGCGACAUCCCAGUCACGUACCCCACGAUUCGAGAAGUGACUAGGACGACAGCGCUUCAUCAACUCACCACGUCCAAGGGCGAGUGGUUCAACGUCCUCGUCGGCGAAUUCAACUCUCCCACCCGUUGUGUGAUUGUGGCGCAGCAAAUCGAGGACGACGAGGUGUAUCGAAUGGUUGGAACGCGGCAGCGGAAUCGCAUGAUGUGGUAUGACUUUCAACGGAUGCCGUCGGGUCGGUGGAUGUACCGCUCGCUGUACAUCAACAGCCAAACUUUCGUCCAAGAUGGAUCGUAUGCACCGCUGGACGUGGAGGCGCAGGACAUCGGGGUGGAUCACAAUCCCUUGAACGCCGCCACGUUCCGACAGCUCAUCAGGACCAGGAUCCGAUACUUGUACGACAUGUCGUCGGAUGUAUUUCGGCAUAUCUACAUGGAUUUGCUCGUGUCACAGGACCCACUCGCAGGUAUAGAUCGUUAAUCGAAGUCACAAUGACCUCCACCGCGAUAGUUAUGCGGGCUUGAGGAGUGAGCGGGGCUUGGUCCAUGCCCGACGGGCGUACCCGAGGAUACGCAUCUGCGAGGUCGAGAGCUGCCUGGCGGCAGAAGCUCCCAAGGACUUUCUGAGCUUGUGCAAGGACCACUGGUCGAUGCGACGGCUGAUCAAACUCUCGAUUUUCCUUCCCAAGGGCACAGCAUGUCUGUUGUUGUCCAUGAGCUGCGGAUACAGAAGGAGGUAGCGCUGUCUGGAUUUGGUAGGCGUCAGCGCAUUGACCUCGUACCUAAUGCCGAAGUUGUGGUGAUGGAUGAACGCAAACGGCGCUAUGUUUAGAAUCAUGUCGAAACGCCAUGGGACCCCUCUGUGGUGGGCUUGUUGUACGAACGAAACAACCAAGCUUUGGCGAUGGGGAAUUCCC